Blastocystis hominis is the source of this 267-nucleotide messenger RNA. RefSeq lists its product as hypothetical. The transcript has a single exon. The coding region runs from base 1 to 207 and encodes 68 amino acids. The record is from RefSeq and is a predicted model, not a curated record. NCBI's taxonomy places the organism in Eukaryota, Bigyra, Opalinata, Blastocystidae.
AUGAAUCAACUCGGAAGUAUAGGCACAUAUUAUAAUAUGGCCAUAAUGGUACUUCCGCUAGAUUUCAUAGUUAAUUGUUAUUUGAGUGUCCAUUUAUCAAAGUCAAUUAAUACUCACAACUAUCAAAUAAUCACGUCAUUGUCAAGUACAACAAACACUAAUUACAAAAUGAGGUAUCAAACACUGUCACUAACUUAUUCUCAAUAGCUAUAAAGUAUUCGUAAGAAACGUACCAAAGAAUGCAACAGAAGAAAUAAUCAGGGUACA